GCCACCGCCUCCUCCCCCGAGGCCCGGGCUCGCGACGGCCGAGGGCUCCGUCGGCCCAAACCGAGCUGGGCGCCCGCGGCCCGGGUGACGCCUCCACUCCGCCCCCGUCCGCGCCCUCCCCCGGCCCCCGACGUCGCAGCCUUCCCUCGGCUUCUCUGUCGCGCCUCGCCCCUCUCCGGCCUCUGGUCCCGGCCCCCCGCUCUCUCUUCUGCCGCCACCUUCCCUCGGCUCCCUCCCGGCCCCCCCGGCUCCUCGCCUCCGACUCCCUCCCCCCUUCACGCCCGCCCUCUCGCCUUCGCCGAACCAAAGUGGAUUAAUUACCAGCUUUCUGUUUCUCUCCUCGCUGUUCUCUCCCGCUGUGAGCCUGCCCGCCUCUCGCUGUCCCCUCUCCCUCUCUCUCCGCCUCUCUUCGGCCCCCCCCGACCGUUUCACGUUCUCUCUGUCCCCCUCUAUCUCUGCCCCCCUCUAUCCUUGAUACAACAGCUGACCUCAUUUCCCGAUACCCUUUCCCCCCCGAAAAGUACAACAUUUGGCCCGCCCCGGCCCGCAGACAGCCCAUCCUCCCUUAAACGAUCAGAAGAGCCCCCCCCCCAAAAAAAAGCCAAUCCCCCGUUCUGACCCGUCGCACAUUCGGCCUCCGCGACCCGGCCAGAGCGGCCCUGGCAGAGGAGUGCCCGGCAGGAGGGCCAACGCCCGCUGUUCGGUUUGCAAUACGCAGCAGGGAGGUGGGCGGCAGCGGCGCCGGCUUCCAGAUACCAAUGGGGACCCCAGUGGGGAAGUCGACGCUGAUGUUUCUCGCCUUCUUGGCCUUCGCCUCGUGCUGCACUGCUGCUUACCGCCCCAGUGAGACCCUGUGCGGGGGCGAGCUCGUGGACACCCUGCAGUUCGUCUGCGGGGACCGCGGCUUCUACUUCAGCAGGCCGACCGUCCGCGCGAGCCGCCGCAGCCGUGGCAUUGUGGAGGAGUGCUGCUUCCGCAGCUGCGACCUGGCUCUGCUGGAGACCUACUGCGCCGCCCCCGCCAAGUCCGAGCGAGACGUGUCAGCCCCUCCGACCCAACUCCCGGACAACUUCCCCAGAUACCCCGUGGGCAAGUUCUUCCACUACGACACCUGGAAGCAGUCCGCCCAGCGACUGCGCAGGGGCCUGCCUGCCCUCCUGCGUGCCCGCCGGGGACGCGCGCUCGCCAAGGAGCUCGAGGCCUUCCGAGAGGCCACGCGCCGCCGCCCCCCGACCGCCCUGCCCACCCAGGACCCCCUCCACUUCCGAGAUCUCCGGCAGUCGGAAGUGAGCCAAAUUGUCUAAUUCCACAAGCCAGUGCCAUCGCCCGCGAGCCCUCCUCUUGACCAGGGGCCUUUGCACCAGGGUCCCGCCUCCAAAAUCUCUCUUGCACCCCUCCAUGGGCUCCCCCUCACCCCAGCCCCCGUGUCCCAGCCUCCCCUGAGUCAGGCCACCCAGAAACAGCUUCAAAAAUGUGUACACCUGAUUGGCUUCAAAGAUUCUCUUCCCUCCCAAAAAAGACCCCCCAAAAUAGGAACUAACUAGUUUGAAAGAAACAAAACAAAACAAAACCAAAAAACCAAUUGGCUGAAAAAAUACUAAAAAUUAACUGGCUUAGAAACAAUUGGCAAAAUAAAGGAAUUUGGCCCCCCACCCCUUCCUUCUCUCUCCCUUUGGACCUUGAGUCAGAUUGGCCGUGGACUUAGGAGUCCUGGACCACCGAGACGAAGGAAGGCCCAGAAAUGUCACCAGUCAGGCUUGCUUCAUCGCCACCUCCCCUCUCGCAAAGCGUGACGAUGACAGCAACAACCCCACCUCGUUCCUCAGUCCACUGUCCAUCGUAAAAUCGUUCCAACUAUUUGGAGGGACCUGAGGACAAAGGAGGGGACCACGGAGCACGGAAACCGAAAUUAGUGCAAGUCAAGUUCAAUUAGCAGAAGCCCCCUACUCGAAAAUUUCUAUCUCCAAACUUACAUCCCCCCAAAAUCUUACAUAUCACCAACCCUAAACAUGAGCACGCAUACAUCCCCCCACUCACACACACACUCUCUAAGGCACACACACACAUGCAGACUCAACCUCACACCCAUACUCAGCCUCUCACACACCCACAUGCUCACUCACACUCACCCACACGCUCACACUCUCUGUCACACACAAGCAAACACCCUCACAUACACUCCCACCCUCACGCAUACACCACCCGCCCCCCAGCUGAGUUAGAACUAUGAAAAAAUAACCAAAACACUAAAAUCGGUGGGCCCGGCCUUCUGCGGCUCAGGCUGCGGCCCACCCACCCCUGAAGCUGUCCGGCCAGGAGGUUUCCGUGCGUCCAGCCUCCUCCGCGGCCCGUGCAGACGGCGCAGAGCAGGGAACGAGCUUGGCCUGAUGGGAGAUGGUGAGAAGCAAGUGAGAUACGUCCCCCCCGUGUGGCCUGACCCUCUAGGUGUGCAGCUAGCAGAAGGGUGGGGGAGACCCCAACCCCCCAGCACAUCUAGUGGCCAUCCUUGCCAGCCUCUUGGGGAGCCUCUGCCACAAACGGGGGCUCCCCAGGAGGCUCGCACGGAUGGCGGGGAGUGUGGGAAGUCUGGCGGU
Messenger RNA from Choloepus didactylus (southern two-toed sloth), 2594 nucleotides. RefSeq names its product insulin like growth factor 2 (gene IGF2). Gene Ontology annotation, cellular component: extracellular region. The record is from RefSeq and is a predicted model, not a curated record. Bases 759 to 1304 code for a protein of 181 amino acids. Lineage: Eukaryota; Metazoa; Chordata; Mammalia; Pilosa; Megalonychidae. Gene Ontology annotation, molecular function: growth factor activity; hormone activity. The transcript has 4 exons.